ACAUAAUUUAGUGACUCUUAAGCUUAUAUCGCUGAAGCGCUGUGGAUUACGACCAUCCAGGAAUUACGACUUGCGAGAGUUGGUGCGUAAAGAUUAGAGGUACCCUAUGGCGGCACUCCGGCGCGACAGCGAGUGCAAACCCAUAGCUUAAUAGCUGCCCUUGGUAAGACUAUUUGACUUGAGGGCUUAUGGCGACUUGCUAACAGCCUCCGACCACCAAUAUCGGCAAAAACAGUCAGGCGCCGCUCCACAGUUGAGGGUACCGAAAUCAGACUCCUUAUGGCCUGGAUUGGGCGCUGCUUCGGGAAGCGCGAAGGAAAAUCCUGGCGCGAAGCUACUCCACAACCGGCCGGAACAUGUUUACAGGCAAUAUCUCCUGCAUAUACGGAAGAUGGCGGCUUUGGGCUUGCUCUCUAUGACCAAGCAAGCUUCGCUCGGUCGUUCAGCAAAGCCACACAAGCACCUAUCCCGACACCUCGCAACAAUACACAUGCCAAUUACUGCAGUUUAAAAACGUCAGUGUCCGGAGCACAAGGACGUGCAGGUUGGGACCUCGCAAUCGCUUGCUCCGUCCGUCAUGACAAGGAUACCACAGCGAGCCUUUCACCGAGUGGGCGAGACACUGUCACACAUCACAUUGAGCUUGUCAAUGUCGUUGCUACUCGUCCACGACAAUCACUUGCGGUUCUCUGGGUGACCUCACCAUGCAACGGCGAAGAGGACACCAGUUUGCCUGGCCAUGGUAGCAUGUACAGCAGAGGAGCUGCAGUCGGCUGCCCUAUUCCUUCUAAUCUUAUUUCAAGCACGGCGGCUGCAGUAACGGCGCGCAUGGGCAUUCCUCUUGAGGAAUGCCAUCGGUUGCUAAAGGACAUGGUCGCAAGUGAUGAGGGCUUUCUCUCAGCCCUCCAACAGGCCGGCAGAGCGGCACAAGCAGGAACCUGGUGUACCAUUCGGCAUCGGCCGCUGCGCACGGUUGGACUGCGGGCGGCUGCACCGCAGCUGCAUCAGCCCCAACCAGCGGCCUGCCAGAACGUCACGUUGGUGCAGCUCUCCUCAUGUCGCCUACGCCUCCAAGACGGCAGCUUGGCACCCGGGCUGAUCCUGCGUCUGCGACUGCAGCAAGCCGUCACCGCCACUCCACCCCACCACCUCCCACACCCUAUUGGCCAAGCCAGCAGCAGCACCGGCCACCCUCACCCCAGGCAGUCCGGCCCCUCCUCGCCUGCUCAUGAGAUCCUGAGGACCGGUUCUUCCAAACACCCAAACCACCAACACCGCAGUUUCCUUCCGCCACUUGCUGCCGGCACCACUGCUGCUACCACUGGCUCUCAGGAAGGUGGUGGUGAUAGGACGCACCCCCGAAGUGCAUCCUUGUCAGCGGCCUGUGAGGGGGCGGUGCAGGGGGCAGCGGCGGCUGCGGAGGAGGCGGAUGCUGAGGUGGUGCCGGACGAGGUGGCCGCAGAGGCAGAGACAGCGCGAGCGGUGGCGGCGGAGGCGCUAACCGCAUGCAUCCUGGUCUUCUUGUACGAUGGCAGGGACGGCGCUCCUCGGGGUCGCAUGGCCUACUGUAACGGCCGAGCGCGGGAAUACCUGGGCAUGAGGCCUCCGUUGGAACAGCAGCAACAACAGCUGCAGCAGCAGCGGAGUCUUCAGGAGCAGUUGUUUCUCGGCUUCGACGCUCCUCUAGCACCCGUCCAGCAACACCAAGAGAUAUCAGGGACUGCUGCAGCUGAGGCGCUGCUCCCCGCGAUUCUGCAGUACGAAGAUCCGUGCCUGCUGCAGCGGCUGUACGACGAUGCAGCUACCGAACAGGGGUUUUGCGCCGUGCUAAAGGUCCCGGCGUUUAUCGAUGCCGCCAAGCUUGUAGACAUCCCAACCGCGGCAACGGCCGAGGCUGCUGUUGUUGCGGUGUCGGAGGCGACAAGGCGGGGUCUGCAGCAGCAACGCGACGGCAGCAGCACUGCGCCGCCGCCGCCAACCUCAGCCUCGGCGUCGGCGUCGUUGGGCGCUGUUGGUGAUGUCUGCGGUGUUGGCGGCGGCGGUGACAAGAACGGCUGUCGAGUUAAUUUGGGUCGGGACUCGGGCCAGGCAGGCCAGGGAGGUAGGGAAGCAGAUGCACCCAGCGGGUUCCAAGAGCUUCUGCGGACCAUAUCCGACAUCGCGGAGAGGAGCGAGGGCGAGGAGGACGAGGAGGAGGAUGACAACAGAGGAGGUGGUGGAGGUGACACCCACCGCGGCAACGGACGUGGUAACGCUGGUGGUGUUGCUGGCGGAGGUGCCGAGGAGGAGGGAGAGGAGGAGGAGAUGCUUCUGGGCACAACCGAUGUACGUGCGCUUGCAAGAGGCGCAGCAAGAGGGGGAGGCGGCAGCAUGCGUUUUAUGUUACGCCGCUCCUCCGCGCCUUACGUGCUUUCGCUGGCUCCAGUGGCAACCGCAACCACGGCGGCGGCAGCUUCGGUGGGGCCUGCUUCGUCUUACACCCAUGGGCACGGUCCAGCGCGCCAACCGAAUCCCAACCGCUGCAACCAACCCAACCGCGACCCCAGCCAACCGCUGAAGGACUACCAGCUAACCCAACCCUGCGCCGCGGGUGUUGGGGCAUCUGCGGCGGGGCGGCGACACAGCAUUCAUAACUGUUCGGGGGAAUUCGCAAUGACGGGUCUACGCAUGCUUAGUCGCGCCGUGCUCUCCAUUCACGGGGAGAGGCUGGGGCUGGGAGCCGCGCACAACAGCAACUCCGUCAGCGGCCGCCAUGCACACCUCUCCACCGCCUCCACCACCGCCUCCGCCACCCCAUCCGGAACGUAUAACCGGUCUGUUGAGCGGCAACACGCCAGGGCUGCUGGCAGCAGCGGUGCUGUGGGUAGCAACGGCGCUGUGGGUGGCGGCGGCGGCAGCGACUGUGCAGGCAGCAGCAGCAACCGCGGUGGUGACGGUGGAGGCGGCGGCAGUGGAGCAGCUGGGAGUCGGGGCGAUGGCGCCGGCGGUGUUCAGUUAGACGCUUGGGAGCAGGAGCUGCUCCAGCGGCUGGAGCGGGGCUUCCCUCGCGGUUGCGGAGCCGCCGCAGCCGCCCCUCCCCCCAGAGUGCCCUCGGGACCCCAACACCACCACCUGUUCGCACGCAAUGACAGCACCUCCGUUCGCAGACAGCUGCUGCAGCAGCAGCAGUCCGCAUCUGCAUGGAACCUGGGAUGUCAACCUGGGGGCCAGCCGCUGCAACCGCCAGUGCUGCUUCCCUUGCAGAAGCAGCAGCAGGAGCAGGGGCAGCAACAGAAGCAACAGCAACAGCAACAGCCGCGUCCAUUUGCGAAACGAGGUGUUCGGCGAGUGGCAACACUGGAAUCCGGCAGCCUGCGUCGCUUGGUAGCAACAGCGGCGGCGGCGGG
This is a messenger RNA of Astrephomene gubernaculifera, 3386 nucleotides long. Lineage: Eukaryota; Viridiplantae; Chlorophyta; Chlorophyceae; Chlamydomonadales; Astrephomenaceae. The record is from the annotation of a GenBank genome assembly.